This is a messenger RNA of Dermatophagoides farinae (American house dust mite), 1568 nucleotides long. RefSeq names its product proteasome alpha2 subunit (gene Prosalpha2). Gene Ontology annotation, biological process: ubiquitin-dependent protein catabolic process. Gene Ontology annotation, cellular component: proteasome core complex; proteasome core complex, alpha-subunit complex. NCBI's taxonomy places the organism in Eukaryota, Metazoa, Arthropoda, Arachnida, Sarcoptiformes, Pyroglyphidae. The record is from RefSeq and is a predicted model, not a curated record.
GAUGUGUGAAAACACGCCGAUUUUUUUUGUUGGUUCAAAUUGAAUCCUGUUGGAAUUUUAUCACUCAUUAUCGACAUUCAUUAUAAAUAGUUUCAAAAUUUUCGAUUGUCAAUUCUGACUUGUCUAGUAAUAUUACGGAUACAAAAUGGACCGAUCUAAAGUUGGCACACGUAUUACAUUGAGUGAUCGUUUUAAAUUGAUACGACAAGAACAACAAACACGUAAAAUAAUGGUCAAUCCAUCAAUCGAAUCACCUAGUGAACAACUUGUUCGACCGAUGAAAAAUUUCAAUGGCACUGUUUCUCGUAAUGAUCGUCCACGAGCUCUUCUUCAACAAGGAUCCGAACGAAAUCGACGAUUAGUACUUCAGAUGGCAACCAAUGCUCAAUUGAUGGAAGAAUUGCAACAGAAUACCAAGAUGUUUGUUAAUUUACCUAUUGUACAACAGGCAAACAAUACUCCCAUCAUCAAUAAUAAACGAAUGGCAAACAAACCAAGUAUUCUAAAUCGAAUAGGAUUGCAAUCUAGCAAUUCGAUUCGUCGAAAUGGUAACUCAGUUACGGGUAGUAUUAAGAACCGAUUAGGACGAAAACCAAUAACUCAACGACUUGGCCUGGCACAGACACUUAAAUCCAAUCGACGAAUCAAUCUCCAGAAUCAAACGAAAGUAAUGCGUCAGCCUACACGAAUAUUUAGAUCUAAGAAUCGACCGAUCAAUAUGAAUAUCGGUUCAUCGAAUCGUCGAAUUCGAGGUGGACGUCAAGUUUCAAGGAAAAAUAAUAAUUCUCGAGUCACGGUUGAAAAUGUUGAUGAAAAAUUUUUGAUUGUAUUUAGUCCUUCGGGAAAAUUGGUACAAAUUGAAUAUGCCUUAGCUGCUGUUGCUGCCGGAGCUCCUUCAGUUGGAAUCAAAGCGAUGAAUGGAGUGGUGUUGGCUACUGAAAAGAAAGCUAAUUCCAUUCUCACCGAAGAACAUAGUCUAUAUAAAGUGGAACAAGUAACCGAUCAUAUUGGAAUGAUUUAUUCCGGUAUGGGCCCUGAUUAUCGUUUACUUGUACGUAAAGCAAGGAAAAUUGCCCAAGAGUAUUUUCUUAUCUAUUCGGAGCCGAUUCCGACCACGCAAUUAGUUCAACGUGUUGCUCAUAUUAUGCAAGAAUAUACCCAAUCUGGCGGUGUUCGUCCAUUUGGUGUUUCUUUAUUGAUUGCCGGUUGGGAUGGUGAUCGUCCCUAUUUGUUUCAAUGCGACCCAUCUGGUGCUUAUUUUGCAUGGAAAGCAACAGCAUUGGGAAAAAAUCACGUAAAUGGUAAAUCAUUUCUGGAGAAAAGAUAUAGUGAAGAUCUUGAAUUAGAGGAUGCCAUUCAAACGGCAAUAUUAACAUUGAAAGAAUCAUUUGAAGGACAAAUGACCCAAGAUAAUAUUGAAAUUGGUAUUUGUAACAGAAAUGGCUUCUUCAAACGUUUAUCACCGUCCGAAGUGAGAGAUUAUCUGGCAACCAUUGCCUAGUGGAGUUGUAUCAAUUUUUAUUAUUAAUAAAAAUAAAUUUUAUGAAAUAAAUAUGAAAAAAAGUUCA